GCUGCCCUCCACCACGCCUCCUCUCUGCACUCUAACCUUCCUCCUGGGUAUAUAUAGUCUGUGGGACUAUCACCCUUCUCCUGGCAGCCAUCAUGAAGGGUACAGUCUCGAUCUGCUGUUUCCUCUCCCUGCUGCUUUUGCAGGCCACAGCAGAAGAAGAAGAAGAUUUCACCUCCGUCCUCAGAGAUAGAUCCCACAUCGAUGAGACGCUGCGACUUGCAACUGAGGAGAAAGCAGGCGACUAUGCAGCGGCUCUACAGAGGUUGCGGAAGAUCUACCACACGUCCAUCAAGCCGAUGGAGCAGGCCUACAAGUACAACGAGCUGAGGCAGCACGAGAUCUCAGCCUACCCCGGACGAACCCUGGGGGACUCAGCCACAGACGGGGAGAUCACCUCCAAGCCCAUGGUGCUGUUCCUGGGACCCUGGAGUGUAGGAAAGUCCUCCAUGAUCAAUUACCUCCUGGGCUUGCAAGACAGCCCUUAUCAGCUCUACACAGGAGCUGAGCCUACUACCUCUGAGUUUACUGUCAUUAUGCAUGGGGAGAAGAUCCGCUCUGUUGAAGGGAUCGUAAUGGCAGCAGACAGCUCUCGCUCCUUCUCUCCUCUGGAGAAGUUUGGCCAAAACUUCCUGGAAAAGCUGAUCGGUAUCGAGAUGCCCCACAAGCUGCUGGAACGUGUGACAUUCGUGGACACGCCAGGAAUCAUCGAGAACCGCAAGCAGCAGGAGAGAGGCUAUCCUUUCAACGAUGUCUGCCAGUGGUUCAUUGACCGAGCAGACCUGAUCUUCGUGGUGUUUGACCCCACAAAGCUGGACGUCGGUUUAGAGCUGGAGAUGCUCUUCCGACAGCUGAAGGGUCGUGAGUCCCAGAUCCGUAUCAUCCUGAACAAGGCUGAUAACCUGGCCACCCAGGACUUAAUGAGGGUCUACGGAGCUCUGUUUUGGAGCUUAGCUCCCCUGAUCAAUGUAACCGAACCUCCGCGGGUCUACGUCAGCUCCUUCUGGCCAUACGACUACGCACCUGACACCAGCCGUGAGCUUUUCAAGAGAGAGGAGAUUUCCCUCCUGGAAGAUCUCAAUCAGGUGAUUGAGAACCGAAUGGAGAACAAGAUUGCCUUUAUCCGCCAACAUGGCAUCCGAGUUCGCAUCCACGGCUUGCUGGUAGAUCGCUAUGUCCAGACCUUUAAGGAGAAGAUGAGCUUCUUCAGUGACCCUGAGCUCGUCUUCAAGGAGAUCGUGGAUGAACCAGACAAGUUCUACAUUUUUAAAUCCAUCCUGGCCAAGACCAACGUCAGCAAAUUUGACCUGCCCAACCGAGAUGCUUACCGUGACUUCUUUGGCAUCAACCCAGUCACCAACUUCAAGCCGCUGUCCACUCAGUGCUCCUACAUGGGAGGCUGUCUGCUGGAUAAGAUUGAGAGGGCCAUCACCAAUGAGCUGCCUGCCCUUCUGAGCAGCAUUAACUCUGGCAAGCAGCCUGGCCUGUCCUCCUGCGAGGCUACCGGCUGUGGAGAGAAGCCAAAGAACCGCUACCGAAAGAACUGAGGAACACAAUAUAACUGGAGGGGAGGAAGUAAGGAGAAAGAGGAAGAGAUAGGGUCUGGUGGAAACCUACCCUGCUAUUGUCAGAACGUUUGUUGAGGAGACGGAGGAGACAAGAUUAAAGUUAGUUUUAUUCCUCAGGAGAAUACAGGGAGGUACAUUAGGGACUAAGAAUGAUGCCGAUAGUGGGAGGGAGGGUCAUCGUCUGAUAAGGCAGCUUAAGGACACAAACGCUGAAGAAACGACAACAUGCCACUGAUUACUGAGUUUGUUAAACACAUGACCUCCUCUCUCCACUGCACACAUUGGACUGUUGGGACUUUGGGGUUCGGGGAAAAACAAUGUCAAGAAAAACAGAAAUGGAAAAGAAUAAGUAAGAUCAAAUAAAAAUUUAAAAUCCUGAGACUGAAACUAGUCAAAUACCAGCUCCCUUGUAUGUGAAUAAAGCAGGAACAGUGGAAACAGAAAUCUGUGUUGUAAAAUCCUGAGAGUUGUAUCGCAGCAGGUCGAUUCCACGAGCUUCAGGAGAGGUUUUUGAAGUAGCCUAUGUGUCGGUGCUAGACAAAGUCUUGGUGUUUGGGUAGUCAUCCAAACCUUAGCUUUUAAAUAGAUUAACUUUGCAUGUUAGAUAUCACAUCUUAUUGAACAGAUGCAUGUAUUUUACUUCUAACAUAAACGAGUAAUAUCUCUUCAUGUACUGACACCUAAACCUUUCCUGCCACCAACCAAUCAGGCCGUUCUUAGUUUUUUAUGCAGUUUGGUUGUUGACAACCUGAGAAACUAGCAGAGGUCAGGGUUCAAGGCUCAGAGUCUUCGGAUCGCAGCGGGUUUGUUCUUCCUGCUUAACUGUUCUUACUGCUUUUCUUUAUGUCUAUAAAGUUGCCGGUCUUUGGCAGAAAUCCA
Amphiprion ocellaris (clown anemonefish) is the source of this 2444-nucleotide messenger RNA. It is a transcript of the gene srlb, whose product is annotated as sarcalumenin. The transcript is spliced from 7 exons. The coding region runs from base 93 to 1544 and encodes 483 amino acids. NCBI's taxonomy places the organism in Eukaryota, Metazoa, Chordata, Actinopteri, Pomacentridae. The record is from RefSeq and is a predicted model, not a curated record. Gene Ontology annotation, molecular function: GTP binding.